AUGAGCCAACCAGAACCAAGUUUAAAAAGUGAACGACGAAAGUGUUACGAAGCUCGAGACAAAUACGUAGACUGUAUCGAUAAGUUCUUAGCACAAGGGAAGAACGAGCAAGAAGCGGAGAAGGCUUGUCGGGCCGAACGGAAAGGAUUCAACGGUAAUUGUCCAACCUCUUGGGUCAACCACUUCAUCAGAAAAUAUCAAUUUGAACGAUAUAAGAAAACUCUCGCCGAACAAGGAGUAAACAUUGCUGAUAAAAAUGCGUUAUCUGAAAGAGUUUUCCGUUCCCUAUCCACAUCUGCUGCUUGGUUCUUCCCAUUUAUACCAUCCAAGUUUCAUCGUCCGAUGCUGGAAAUGGCUCCACAAUUCCAGUUUCUCGCAUCUCCAUCUGAUCCGGUGUGCAACGAGAAAACAACUCAGUCUCUGCUUGCAGAAGUUUUACGGUGCCACACAUACUUUGAUGAAACUGUUUUCCUCAACACCUUGAAAAUUUUGUCGGAAACUAAAACCAUAGGAAACCGAACAGAUGGGUUGCGUCUUGCAAUGAUCCGUUAUAUCGGCAUUGUUUUCCAUUCUAUCAAAGACGAGAAACUACGAAAAUCGCUCAGCGACGUGGCGAACAAAGUAGACAAGUGUAAGAUUCCAACGUUCAAAGCCGAACAAGAAUUGUUCUUCGCUUCGAUGCAACCGUCCGAAAACAUCCCGAAUUUUGCGAAAUGCAUGCAUAAAACUGAUUUGAUAGUGUGCUACUUUCGACGGGAACUCGAAGCAAAAAACUGGAAGAACGUCAGGGACCUCAUCGCUCUUCAUCCGAAAUUUGUGCCUCUUUAUGAACAUGUUGACGAAUUUUUGAAAGUUGCGAAACAUCAGAAGGUGACUAAAGAAGAACUCUUGGAUGUGUUCAUGCAUUACGCUCAAGCCAACAACCCCUAUUUUGUGGAGGAAGAUGAUUUCAACAAAGUGAUGAAAAUAGUUUUCAAAUCAUAUAAUGUGACUGUCUCGGAUACAGUAUCUGACAUGAAUACUGUUAAGAAAACUUACAUUUCUGUGAAAGAAGCAUCACUUCUGAAAAAGGCAAUUGAUGAGUAUGUUUAUAACUCCAAAGAGGGAUUCGUCAAAUCAAAAGAAUACGAAAAAGUCGCGGUUCGAGUCCGGGAAUGGAAAAAGGCUAGGAAACUGAAAGAUGGCAAGAAUGUGGUUGUGGUGGAUUCACUCAAUUUCGGAGUAGGUCGCGAUCCUGUCGAAUGGAAUGAUAUUUCGAAUCAGUUCCAACAUGUUUUAUUUGCUACUCGUUAUCCUCCAUCAUUAGUGAGAGAUAAAGUUAUCAAGCGAUAUGAUGGAAACGCUCUCUUUUGUGAUAAACUAUCGGCCGACGAUCUCAUUAUUUUGAGGAUGGCUCUCGAAUUCGGACCCCAGACAUCUCUAGUCACCAAUGAUCAAUACCGAGAUCAUCGUAGAGCAGUGUGCAAUUUAGAUCCAAUCUUGGAAAAAAUUUGGGAUGAUUUUUUGAUCGACGCUGUCUACCGACAUAAGGAUAACUGUAUCGAGCCCCGAAGAAGUUAUAAUCUUCGUGUGAGAAAAAUCAACGAUCGGUGGCACAUUCCAGUCUUAAACUUCGAAGGUAGUUCAGAGAAUAUGAGGAAUCUUAAAAUUUACCGCAUUGACACUUAG
This is a messenger RNA of Caenorhabditis briggsae, 1668 nucleotides long. The transcript is spliced from 10 exons. Gene Ontology annotation, cellular component: respiratory chain complex IV; mitochondrion. The record is from RefSeq and is a predicted model, not a curated record. NCBI's taxonomy places the organism in Eukaryota, Metazoa, Nematoda, Chromadorea, Rhabditida, Rhabditidae. Gene Ontology annotation, biological process: respiratory chain complex IV assembly. The coding region runs from base 1 to 1668 and encodes 555 amino acids.